Molecule: messenger RNA, 462 nt
Organism: Trypanosoma rangeli
Lineage: Eukaryota; Euglenozoa; Kinetoplastea; Trypanosomatida; Trypanosomatidae
Exons: 1
Source: RefSeq, a predicted model, not a curated record
GACGGACUCCGUAGGCUCCUGCGGGGUGUUCGGCCGGAAAUCAGAUCGCCGCAGGAAUCCACUUGGGAGACCAUGGCGUCGCAGGCGCCAGCGGCAAUAAUAUCUUCCACCAGCUUACCAAGGCAGCUGGGCGGCGCGGCAGGCCGAUGGAGCGCUGAGUCGGAAGCCUUUUCCCCCGAGUCAAGGAGGGCAUGGUGGCUCUACGGCGCCGGCUCUGUGGGACUGUCCCCGUACAAGGGCUCCCGUUGGGGUGGCCGAGGGCGCAAAUCCCCGGGUGCCUCCUCGCUUCCACCGCGCACACCCUCACAAGAUUGCUUUGCUUCCUGGUGCGUAGCGAGCACAAGCCAGCGGUUUUUGGCGGCGGUGCUGUCCAACUCCGUCAGCUUGGGGCCCAAUACGACGGCCUCCGGUGGCUCUUUGCCGGGGCUGCCGCGUUGGCGGCCCGCCGUCUGUCCGGCGUGA